Harmonia axyridis is the source of this 1040-nucleotide messenger RNA. Its product is annotated as cytochrome b-c1 complex subunit Rieske, mitochondrial-like. Gene Ontology annotation, molecular function: quinol-cytochrome-c reductase activity; 2 iron, 2 sulfur cluster binding. Gene Ontology annotation, cellular component: membrane. Lineage: Eukaryota; Metazoa; Arthropoda; Insecta; Coleoptera; Coccinellidae. The transcript has a single exon. Gene Ontology annotation, biological process: mitochondrial electron transport, ubiquinol to cytochrome c. Bases 211 to 885 code for a protein of 224 amino acids. The record is from RefSeq and is a predicted model, not a curated record.
AAUAUCUUCUAUCUGCGAUCCCACCCCAUUUACUAUUUAUAAAGAUAUUAUCACUGAAUACUGACUUUGCACUGAUCUUGACUGGUCUAUUCAUUCUGUGAAAAUGUUCGAAAUAUUUAUAUUUAGAUAUUUUUUAUUAUCCUGUUUCUUCUGUGCUGUAUUGGGAAAUGACAAUUAAAUGUACAGAUAUAAUCAUUUUGUAGAUUCAAUAUGAUAUCACUGUUUUCAAAAUAUAAACUUGUAGAACACAUCAGCGAAAUAAGUUCUUCACUCUUCAAUAGAUUAUCUGCUCCACCAAGAAGUGCCCACACAGACAUCAGGUUUCCAGAUUUCAAGAAAUAUCAAAGAAAACCUCCCCUGCGAGAUAACAAUGCUAAAGAAGAAUCGAAAAGUGGUCAUGGUUUAGUUGUGGGUUUAAGCGUUAUCGCGGGUAUUUACUCAACAAAAGCGGUAGCACAUAUGUUUGUAAAAUCGAUGGCGAUAUCAGCGGAUGUCCAAGCUCUAGCAAAAGUUGAAAUAGAUCUGGCUGAAAUUGCUGAAGGAGGACAUACAACGAUUAAGUGGAGGGGUAAACCAUUAUUUCUGAAGCAUCGUUUGCCUGACGAGAUAAAUGAUUGCAGAGCAACACCUUUGUCUUCUCUGAGAGAUCCUCAAAGUGACGAAGAACGGUGCCCAAACCCAGAUUGGCUGGUUACUAUAGGUGUAUGCACUCAUUUGGGCUGUGUGCCCAUUCCUAAUUCAGGAGAUUAUCUGGGUGGUUACUAUUGUCCGUGCCACGGUUCACACUAUGAUGCUGCUGGAAGGAUAAGGAAAGGACCAGCCCCAACUAAUUUAGAGAUACCUGUACACGAGUUCCUGCCUGAUAACAAGUUAAUAGUGGGUUGAAACUGAAGAGAACUAGAGUUCUUUUUAUAUACACUUUUAAAUUUUUGUGUUAUUCGACUUGAUAUCAUCCAAAUUGUUUUGGAUAAAUCAUUUUAGCGACUCGAUAACUUUUUAUAAACCAUGUGGAAGAAUAAUAAAAUGAACAAGGGGAUUCA